AUGGCAGAACCGACGGUAACCCCCAGCGAUGAAAAGAUAAGGAUUGUCCGGGAAAGGCUCCCUCUAUACGGGCCGAACCCAUCCGUAGAGCUGGUGCAGCAACUGAUGGCAGAAGCCGAGGCGGACAUACAGCGGGCUCGAGCCCACGAGCUGAACCUG
Molecule: messenger RNA, 159 nt
Organism: Pelobates cultripes (western spadefoot toad)
Lineage: Eukaryota; Metazoa; Chordata; Amphibia; Anura; Pelobatidae
Source: the annotation of a GenBank genome assembly